UCUCAAUCUUGUCUAUUACAUUGCGCGCGGAAACAAGAUGGCGACGUCUGUGAUGCGCACGGGAUGGCGUGCAUCGGGAGGAACGUUGAAAUCCUUAUCAACAUACCCAAAAACCUUGCUAAAUGCACAUGUCUACCCCAAUGCGCCGAACUCAAUUAUUAUUCACACACAAAAACGAUCCUUAUUCGUUCUCCCUUUCGGUAUGGAUGUGGGUAUACUGGGCUUUUCCGCCUACUAUUUGACUAGGCUGAGGAAACCUGAGCCGGAAAAUGUGACCAGUAUAUUCGGGCCCGAGCCUUGGGGUAAGGAAAGUAUGCAGAACCCAGAGAAAGUGGUCCGUUGUAUCGCGCAUAGAGGCGCAGGUUUAGACGCUCCUGAAAAUACUAUGGAGGCCUUCAAGUAUUGUGUAGAACGAGAAUGCAAUAUUGUAGAACUUGACGUCAGAACAUCCAGAGAUGGCAAGCUUGUACUCCUACAUGACCAAGGGUUGGAAAGGCUGACCGGCACAGAUAUAGCUAAUGUACAUCUCAUGGACUGGGAUAAGAUCAAGGAUAUAGAUGUGGGUGCUACUCAUCCUAAUAGGAAACAGUUUCCCGACGUACGUCUAUGUCUGCUCGACGAGGCUCUGGACUACUUAUUAGCUAACAAUGUCAAGGUCAUCAUUGAUGUCAAGGGUGAAGAUAAACAGGUAGUAGCAGGUAUAUUGAAUUGCUUCUCCACCAGACCAACGUUGUACCAAAAUGCAGCAGUCACCUGUUUCAACCCAUUUGUAUUAUAUCAGAUACGUAGGAACGACCCCCAGAUAGUGGGAGCUCUCAGUUACCGGCCGUACUGCUUCAGCUCGCAAGAGUAUGACGCAGAACGAGGUCCUAACAAUCCUAGAUUCGCCGACAACCUCGCCCUACACAGCGUUUUACGUUUCGCGGACAUGAUACACUCGCUACUGUGGCGCUGGUCGGCGCGCUGGUGCGCUGUCAGCGCCGUGCUGCUGCACAAGGAUAUCGUGAGCCCGAGUGAAAUCCAAUACUGGCGAUGGCUCGGCGUCCGCUGCGCCGGGUGGUGCGUCAACCGACCUUUAGAGAAGUUGUACUGGCGCGGUGUUCUCAAGGCGCCCUACCUGGCCAACACGCUGCUUGGAGAACCUGAUGUCGAGAAAAAGACAACAGAGAAGGACAGUUACAGCAAUUUGGACCGCCCCGGUCCGCUAGUAGACAAACUGCUAGAACCCGAACGAAAGAUGUCGUCCGGACAGAAUUAAUUGCUAUUUAUUUAUUUAAAUAAUAAAAUUAAAAAAAAAAACGAACAAAAUGACCGAUAUAGGCGUAGUUCUGCGGUGACAAACAGUUUUGGGCUUUUAAAAUGAAUUUGGUUAAAGUCAGUGUGCCUUUAAAAAAAAAGACUAUUUGAAGCCAUUCUUUUUUUACUUACGACGGAACGGAGCAGGUGUUAUGCGUUUUAAAUAAAUAAUUUGACGUAAAGCGAAAACAAACAAGUUGAUAAUAUAAUUCCAUUUAAUUAAACGUAGAUAUGUGUAUUUUGACUUAGAAGAAAGUUCGCCUCAAUUUCAUUUGACUUCUAUUUCUCCUAGUGCCAAAUAAACUGUUUGACAUCGCAGAAAAGCCUCAUUGUACCUACAAACGAAACCAAAUUAUUAAGUAUUAUAGUCUCCUAACCACUUCGCCGAUCGACCGAUCGAUUUUUUACGCAACUACAAAAUGGGGAUUAAAGUUAUCGGGUAAAAAACGCAAUAUUUUCUCAUUCGUAGAUCAAAGAGACCUCGCGGAAAAGUGACGAUGAGGCGCCUCGCCUAAAGGGAAUGGAUUAGAAGCCUCGGUGCCUCGACGCAGCGGCGAGGCACGCCGGACGGAGUCAGACUGCCUCGAGCGCAGCGGACUUUUAACUUUAAACUCACUGUUUAGGGCCCGUUUUUCCUUCGAAUUAAAUUUUUUGCAGCCGUUGAUUCACUCUUGAUCGCGUAAAAGAAAAACUAGAUAUAUUUUCGAGUUUAUCUACCACAUAAUGUUCGUGUUGAAUUGGUCUUAUUUUUUGACUUGCAAUCGGCCAAUGAUAUAAUAUGACCUAACUUAAGCAAGUUUUCGUAUAGAGACAAUCAAAUACAAUAAGGUCGGAAUUCAGCAUACACAGAAAAGAAUGUAGACUUUACUGUUUUGACAGUUUCAAACGAUUUUUUGACAAAUUCGGUCAUACAUGUGAUUGGUCGAUAUUGAACGGAUGAAAUGCUUUAUUUGCGUGCCGUAAUUAAUUUAGAUCCAGCAGUAAUUUUAAUCGAUAUUGUUGAAUAAGAAUACAUGUUUUCUAUAUUUGAACAUUUUUGCAUUGGAAAAACAGGCCCUUUAUUAUUUUUCAUAUUUUUUUCUCAAUCAUUUCUAAUGUUUUGCUGUCCGCGAGGCCGUCUUGCCUCGUCGCUGCACUCGAGGCGUCUCUGAGGUUUGUUAACUUCUAAUUAUGAGGUUAUUAGCUCAAAUGUACCAUUUAGGACCCAUUUACAAUCAUCUGUUAACUUCUAUCUGAGAAAUAAAUAUGACGGUUUGACAUAUUUUCUGUCAAAACGUCAAACGUAUUCUUCAAAUAAAAGUUAUCUGUCGAUUGAGAAGGCCCUCAAAUAGCUUAGAAUUACUAUGCUUAGAUAAAAAGCAAUACCUACAAAAUAGUAGGUAAUAAACUAGACCUGCACGCUGUUAAGCUAUAUGUAGGUAAAGAAUUUAUUUUAUUUCAAGAAUAUUACGAAGCCUUGAGGUGCGUUUUGGAAGCGAGCUGUAGACCGCAUGUGCAACGACUGCAUGAAAUCUGUUGAUAUUUGAGGGCUGCUGGCGUUCUAAUACAAAACGAUUUUACACACACUAGUAGUACAACUGCGGUUCGUACGAUCGGCAGUUGCAGUCGUCAGCUGGGUUCCAAAACAUACCAUGAAUAUUGAAUGAAAUACCUUUUCUUCAUAUUUCGCUCUAUUUUUUUUUAAUAGUUUGUGCUGAUGACCUCAAUAAUAUGAUUUAUGAAUACCGUGUACAUAUUAUUUUUGUAUUUUGAAAACAGUAUUUAUUAUUUAUUUUUUACACGCUAAUUAUUUAUUUAAAAAUUGUUUUGUUCAAGUUUUUUUUACGAGAUUACUACGUUUUUGACUAGAUUUGGUACCGAAACGAAGUACAUAAAUUUUUUAGUACCAAAAAAAUGUGGAAUAUUUUUAUUUGCAGCGUUGUUUUAGGUUUAAAAGAAAGAGUUACGUAUAUUUAUUUUUUGAUUGAAAUUUAACAUUUCAGUAGAUGCAUUUUAAGGUGCUGCUUGUAAAAUCGAAGACUGUAUGACUUUUGCAAAAUAUCACUUUUAAUAAUUGAUUAAGGAUAUGGCAAUAACAAAAGUACCUAUAUGAUAUAUUUGAUAUCCAGCAAGAUUGCAAGAAUAUAACCCUUUUUUGCCAAAAAGGAUUCUUAUUCGAUAGGAAUCUACUGGAUUAAAUACAUUUUAUAUCGUACGAAACAAUAGAUAGUGUAUUAGAAUUGGCCUUUAGUCAAGUUACGUUUUUAUUUCAUGAAGAAUAAAACGGAGAUGAAACUAACUGUACGUAUGGUAAGCGCAUGCAAAAUUUGAUGCCUUUUCUGAAAAUUCUUGUAAUUUGUAUUACAUUAAUCGUUUUGACAAAGAAAAUUACUAAAUUAUUAUGUUAUUAGGUAACCUUGCCAAUGAUGCUUUAAAAUUUAAUUACCUCUUUGGUAUUACAACGACAUUUUUUUUUAUAUUCACGACGCGUUUUCUGUUUUAACGUAAAUGCGCCUUAAGGUGAAUGCUUGGACUUGUAGCGGGAAAUUAAAAAAUAAAAUGUUUUUUUUUUUUUUUUUUUUUUUUAGUUUUACCUUAGUUUUUUUCGAUAGGAGGCAUGAUCUUAGCGAUUGCCAUAAUAAUAUAAGUCGAAGUAAUUUUUGAUGUCUCUCUUUUGCUCCGAAAGAUCUUACAAUUUAAGUGUAAUCCGAUAAACUUUUUAGCGCAAAAUAUAACAAUGUAUCGGAUUGUAUUUGAAUUUAAGAACUUUCGGAGUCAGACAAGGAUGUAAGAAAUGCUUUGAGGUAUAUUAUUACCGCGAUAGAUAAUAUUAUGUCUCAUAUCGUAUGUUAACAUAUUUAUGUAAAACAUUUUAUAUUUGAAUUCCCGCUACCAGUUGAAACAUUCACUUUAACGACAUUAAAGCAAUGUACCAAUAUAUUGGAAGUAGGUACAUGAUUAUUUGCCCAGUUUAUUUUAUUAAUGUGAGAGUAUUAUUUUACCAAAAAUUAAAUGUUUAUUUAGUGUUAUUUGCACAAAAUCUUGUCCGUCGUUAUUUGUAUUUUGUGGCUCUUCGUUAAUUUCUAAUGUUACGACCUCUUUGCAGAACUGCUGUAAUUUUUAAAUAAUAGUAAUAUACAAGGAAGGUUGAAUUGCCUUGAGACACUUGUCUUAUACGUUUUGACCAUUUUUUGGUACAGUCUGUGCGAAAACUGCUAUUUUCCCUUGAAAAUUGACAGCUGUCAACUGCACAAAAGAUGACACUGCUGCUGAUUCUGCAUUCAUUUUGAUAGCUAAACGCUAUACCAAUUUGGUUAAAUUCAAAUUGAUUAUAGAUUUUUGUUUAUCAUACCCUUCUGUGUGGUCGUAACAUUAGCAAUUUACUACUGUAUAUGUCAACAUGCCGAGAUUUUAAAAUAAAAAAACGGGAAAUUAUUGGAGUUUAUAAGUAAUAUAUUUUAAUAUUUUUCGUAUGUUUUUGUAUUACAGCUUGUCUAAGCUGAAAUGACGCCUCCUAUUACUUACCGCAUUUAUGUCAAUUCGGUACUGCUUAGACGUAAAUGUAGCCUAAACGAGCUACAUAGCAAUCAACCUAUUUUAAUCUGUCAAUUUUCUUCAAUAGAUUUUCAGCCUUAUCACAAUAGUGGAAGGUUAAUGUUCGAUUGGUAACAUUUGACAGAUUCGGGUAAGUUGACCUGCUUGUGUACCUACCUAUUCUAUUUAUAUUAUAUGCUGGUCUACCUAUUAAUCUCACAGUAAAAUUUACAAAAUGGAUAAUGUUGCUAAUAAAAAAAAACAGCAAAAUCAUAAAAGUUUUUCUCUCGGAGUAUUGACAAUAUGUAUGAAUGUAUUAGCGAAGAGCCUUACCGUAAAUGUACAAAGUACUUGUAAGUUGGUGUCUGUGUGUACGACUGUAUGAAUUGUAGCUUGUUUAUCUCAAAUAAAUAUGACAUUUUGGCUA
This is a messenger RNA of Helicoverpa zea (corn earworm), 5236 nucleotides long. Its product is annotated as glycerophosphodiester phosphodiesterase 1. The record is from RefSeq and is a predicted model, not a curated record. The transcript has 9 exons. Bases 38 to 1258 code for a protein of 406 amino acids. Lineage: Eukaryota; Metazoa; Arthropoda; Insecta; Lepidoptera; Noctuidae. Gene Ontology annotation, molecular function: phosphoric diester hydrolase activity. Gene Ontology annotation, biological process: lipid metabolic process.